Brettanomyces bruxellensis is the source of this 1476-nucleotide messenger RNA. RefSeq lists its product as uncharacterized. Gene Ontology annotation, cellular component: mRNA cleavage factor complex; nucleus. The record is from RefSeq and is a predicted model, not a curated record. Gene Ontology annotation, molecular function: polynucleotide 5'-hydroxyl-kinase activity. Bases 1 to 1476 code for a protein of 491 amino acids. The transcript has a single exon. Gene Ontology annotation, biological process: tRNA splicing, via endonucleolytic cleavage and ligation. Lineage: Eukaryota; Fungi; Ascomycota; Pichiomycetes; Pichiales; Pichiaceae.
AUGUCCCUGGAUACGUCCGUUCUUAAAUCAAUAUUGAGUAAGUCGGAUAAUGAACCUCAUAUAGAGAAAUUUGAGGAGCAAGUAGAACAGCAUCAAGUUGAAGUUCCCGCUUUCCAGGAAUGGAGAUUCGAACUUACCAACAAGGAUACACUCAAGAUCAAACUCACUAAAGGAACAGCUGAGAUUUUUGGAACAGAGCUUUCACCGAACUACGAAUAUACGUUUCAAGGAUCUCUCAAAUCAUGUAUUUCUACUUUUUCUGGAUGUACACUUGAGUAUUAUAACUGUCAGCCUUCUUCAGAGUAUGUCGGCGAGGAAACAUGCAUGGGUACACUUUUAAAUUUGCAUUUAGCUCUUGAGAAUAUAAGAGCUAAAGGACCAAAUGGCCCCAGAGUGUUAGUUAUCGGCCCGAAAAACUCUGGAAAGACUUCUUUGUGUCGCGUGAUUGCAUCAUACGCAGAAAAAAUGGAUGGACGGCCAUUAUAUGUUAAUCUAAAUCCCCAGGAACCUGUUUUUACCAUACCUGGAAAUUUAACGGCCACUGCAAUAUCUGGGAUGUUUAACAUAGAAAAUAUCUGCCUUGGAGAGACAAUUACCACAGGCCCAUCCUUUUAUCACCCAAAGCAGCCCUUGGUGAAGAACUUUGGACUCGAGAACUAUAGGGACAAUUUGAAAUUUUAUAAGUAUUUGAUUGGUCAGAUGAGUGGUUGUAUAGAAAAAAGGUUGGAAAAGAGUUCGGAUGUUCGUUCUUCCGGUAUUAUAGUAGACACCCCCGCUUUCCAUAUUGGUGAUCUCGAUGUGAUCCAAUGCAUUAUAGAUGAACUUAAGAUAGACAUCUUGAUUGUUGUAGGAAAUGAGAGACUAUUGGUUGAUCUUAAACGGAAACUAAAAUACGACGAAAAUAGACUCACACUUCUAAAAGUUGCCAAAUCUAGUGGAUGCGUUGAUAUGGAUGAUAAGCUUCAGCGUGAGAUUCAACAGCGGGCUAUUAAAGAGUACUUCUACGGAAUAAGUAGCUCUCCUUUGAGUCCGUACACAAUGGUGGUGAACUUGAAAGAUUUCGUGUUUCUUAAUCCAAAAGUGUUGGAAGCUCUAAAUCUGGCAUUUCUUUCUGGAGAUACUGCUGAUGAUGAUAGUGCAGAGGCUGGAACCGGAUUGGAAGCCAGUGCAGUGACAACCUCUUUUGAUGAUUAUAUGGAAAGAUUGAAGGCUCCGUCCUCAUCUAAUUUAGAGAAUGCAAUUUUGGCCUUUGCUGAUGAUUCAGAUCUGGAAAUGGGAAAGUACAUUGGUAGCCCUGACGAUACAGAAAAUAAUACCAUCUUGAUUAAGACGGUUUCUGGAAGAAAUACUUUGGGAUUCUGCUACGUAUUGCAUUGUGAUGAUGAAAAGGGAAAGCUCAAACUCUUGAUACCUUCACCUGUUCAACAUCUGCCAACAAAAGUUUUGGUUGUGACCCAAUUCAGAUACAAUGAGUGA